Molecule: messenger RNA, 3900 nt
Organism: Helianthus annuus (common sunflower)
Lineage: Eukaryota; Viridiplantae; Streptophyta; Magnoliopsida; Asterales; Asteraceae
Exons: 8
Coding region: 1-3900 (1299 amino acids)
Biological process (GO): DNA repair; telomere maintenance
Molecular function (GO): DNA helicase activity
Source: RefSeq, a predicted model, not a curated record
AUGGAUACAGAUAACACAAUUUCAAGUAAGUAUGAAGUUGACCUUCAAGCAAGUCAACGUCAAAGCUGUGCUGAAGAAAGAGAAAAAAGGAAGUAUGUUCUUCAACAAAAGAGAAUCAAAACAGGUUGUCAUCCUACAUCAACAUCUGAUUCUGUUGAAAGGAUUUCAUUUUCAAAUACUUCAAGUGGUGGAAUAUCUAAAAUUGAAUUACAAAUGAGUGAUGAGAUGUUAGCAGAUUCUGUAGUUAAGAAGAUUCAUGGAAUUUCUAAAGAUUAUAUUGAUCAUGGAGAUGCCAUCUUUGUGUGUUCUAAAUGUGAUGCAAUGUUAUGGGAAUAUGAAAUGCUUAGGGGAAAUAAAAAACGUAAGAAAACAUCCUAUUCUCUUUGUUAUUCAAAUGGAGAUGAUGAGCUACCACGACUGCCUACACCUCCUCCAUUACUACGUCAUUUAUAUAAAGGUCAUACCUCACAGUCUCGCAAUAUCAUGGAUAAUAUUCGAGCAUAUAACAUGAUGUUUUCCUUCACAUCUCUUGGUGGGAAGGUUGACAAAAGUUAUCAGAGAGGUAAAGGUCCUUAUGUAUUUAGACUACAAGGUCAGAAUUAUCAUCGAAUGGGUAGUCUACUUCCGGACGAUGGGGAAGAACGCAAAUUCUCCCAGCUUUACAUAUAUGAUUCACAAAACGAAGUGGUAAAUCAUCAAAAAGUAGUAAGUAGUUCUCAGAUAGAAUGCAAAACUACAAGAAACAACCAGCUUGAUAGUACAACCAUAGAGGGUCUUAAAGAUAUGUUGGAUUCUUGCAAUCCUCUUGUCCAGUCCUUCAGAAUGGUAAGAGAUUGUUUUCAAGAAAAUGAGUUUCAAGAUGUAAGCUUGAAGUUUAUUGGGACAAGAAAUAAGGAUGGAAGAGUUCACAAUUUGCCAACAGCAUCAGAAAUUGUUGCGUUAAUAACUGGUGGUUUUGAUGGAGCAUUUGAUAAACGGGACAUUGUUGUUAGAAAGAAGUCUGGUGGUCUUCAAAGAAUUAGUGAGCUUCAUCCCUCUUACCUUGCUUUGCAAUAUCCACUGAUUUUCCCAUAUGCAGAAGAUGGUUAUAGAGUUGGUAUUAAACAUAGAGGGAUUGCGAUUGAUAAUGAGCAGUUUUUGGUUGAUGGAUACACGAUGAUAGAAUCUGCCAGGUUAAAUUAUAUAAGGACACAACAACCUAAACUUAGAACGCAAAGUCUUAAGAACUUGAAUGCUACUGAUGAAAGUGGAGAGAAUAAUGCCUCAAGUUAUGGUAAACCUAUACUUUUACCUUCAUCAUUUACUUAUGGUUCUAGAUAUAUGAUGCAAAAGUACUUGGAUGCUAUGGCAAUUGGCAAGUCUGUUGGAUAUCCCGAUUUAUUCAUAACGGUGACUUGUAAUCCAAACUGGGUUGAGAUUUACAGGUGUUUGCACGAUAAAGCUCUUAAUGCUGAAGACAGACCGGAUAUUAUCUCUAGAUUAUUCAAGUGUAAAUUGGAUCAUCUUAUAAAAGAUUUCAAGAAAGAUAAAUUCUUUGGUGAUAUACAAGCAGAUGAGAUAUGUGUUAAUUCUGAAGGAUAUUCUGUCUAUCGUCGCCGUCAAAUAAGUAAUACAGUAGUAAAGAAUGGUGUGACACUUGAUAAUAGAUUUGUAGUUCCUUACAAUGCUCUCAUGCUUAGAAAGUAUCAGUGCCACAUUAACGUUAAAUGGUGCAACCAGUCAGGUUCUAUCAAAUAUUUGUUUAAAUAUAUUAAUAAGGGGCCUGAUAGAGUCAAUGCUUCUGUUUUUCAAGCCAAUGGCACCAAGAAUGAUACGGAACAGAAUGUAGCUGUAGAUGAGAUAAAAGCAUACCUUGAUUGUAGAUAUAUCUCUGCUUGUGAAGGUGCUUGGAGAAUAUUCACGUAUGAUAUACAUUAUAGAUCUCCAGCUGUUGAAGUAUUACCUUUUCAUUGUGAAGAUGGUCAGAGUAUUGUGUAUAACAAUCAUGAUAAUUUGUGUGAUAUUGUUACUGAUCCAACUGUGAAAAUGACAAUGUUCACAGAGUGGAUGAAUUGUAAUAAAGUCGAUGAAUUUGCCAGGACAUUGAGGUAUGUUCAGUUUCCGGGAUAUUAUGUAUGGAAUGCUAAAAACCGCAAAUGGAAUCGAAGAAAGCAUCUGUAUGGAUCAAUUGGGAGGAUACAUUAUGUCCCACCAUCACUUGGUGAUUGUUAUUACCUAAGGAUUUUACUGAAUCAUAUUAAGGGACCAACCUGUUUUGAAGAUAUAAAAACAGUUGAUGGGCAGGUUUUUCAAACAUUUAAAGAUGCAUGUUUUGCACGGGGACUGUUGGAUGAUGAUAAAGAAUAUGUUAAUGCUGUUAAAGAAGCUAGCACAUGGUCAACCAGAGAUUUCUUGAGGACUUUUUUUGUAAUGUUGUUGCUGUCAAAUUCGAUAUCUCGUCCUGAUUUGGAUCUUCAACAAGAAGAACUUGAAAAUAUCUGUCUAUCUGAAAUUGAAAAGUUGCUACUUACCAAUGGAAGUACAGUGAGAAAUUUUGAUGAUAUGCCAAGUGUUCCGGACAAUUAUGUUUCAUCGUCAAACAAUCGAUUGAUAAUGAAAGAAUUAUCGUAUGACAGACUAGCUCUUCAAAGGGAACAUGAUGGUUAUGUAAAGUGUUUAACUGCCGAACAGGAAAGGAUAUAUAAAAUUGUUAUGGAAGCGAUUGAAAAAGGUGAUGGAGGUGUGUUUUUUGUAUAUGGUUAUGGUGGAACUGGAAAGACGUUUCUUUGGAAGACAUUCUCAGCUGCAUUACGAUCAAAAGGUGAAGUUGUAUUGAAUGUUGCAUCCAGUGGAAUUGCUUCACUUUUGCUGGAUGGUGGUAGAACUGCUCAUUCAAGGUUUGUAAUUCCAAUCAACAUUAAUGAGAAUUCACUAUGUUUGAUAGAGCCUAAUACUAAGUUAGGUGAUUUAAUUAAAAGAGCAACAUUGAUUAUUUGGGAUGAAGCACCUAUGACUCACAAGCAUUGUUUCGAGGCUCUUGAUAGAACUAUGAGAGACAUAUCACGUUCCAGUCAACCGAACAUGCAAUUCAAGCCGUUUGGGGGAAAGGAAGCAGAUUUGAAAGAAAUAAAGGAAUUUGGAGAAUGGAUUUUAAAGCUUGGUGAUGGUCUGCUUGGUGAAGAAAAUGAUGGUGAGAUUGAUAUUGAAAUACCAGAUGAUUUACUUAUUCAUGACCAAGUCAAUCCUAUUUCUUCUCUCAUUUCAUUUAUAUAUCCGGACAUGAAUAAGUUUUUGUGGGAUUUAACGUAUUUCCAACAAAGAGCGAUUCUUGCUCCAACUAAUGAAGUAGUGGAUUUAAUAAAUAAAGAGUUAUUAGAGAGUCUGCCUGGUGAAGAAAAGGUUUAUUUUGGUUCAGAUAGUUUAUGCCAAUCGGAGGAAGAAUCAGAGCUUAAUAUGGCAUUGUUUCCUCCUGAUGUGUUAAACAAUCUUCGUUUAUCUGGUUUACCUAACCAUAAAUUAGUACUGAAACUUGGUGCUCCAGUGAUGUUACUCAGAAACAUUGAUCAGGCAAAUGGAUUAUGUAAUGGUACACGUUUACAAGUCACGAAGCUCGGAAAAGUUGCGAUUGAAGCAAAAAUUAUCACAGGGACUAAUAUAGGUCAUCAUACUUUGAUUUCAAGACUGAAGAUGACACCUUCUGAUAAAAGAAUACUAGUGAAGAUUUCUCGAAGACAAUUCCCACUUUCACUUUGUUUUGCUAUGAUAAUAAAUAAAAGUCAAGGACAAUCAUUGGAGCGUGUUGGUUUAUAUCUUCCACGUCCAGUGUUUAGUCAUGGCCAGCUCUAUGUUGCUGUAUCUAGAGUAAAAAGUAGGAAGGGGUUGAAAAUUUUGAUUUUGAUAAAGAGAAACGAGUCUGUAUAA